This is a messenger RNA of Durotheca rogersii, 1186 nucleotides long. Its product is annotated as thioredoxin-like protein. The record is from RefSeq and is a predicted model, not a curated record. Gene Ontology annotation, molecular function: thioredoxin peroxidase activity. The transcript has 2 exons. The coding region runs from base 138 to 806 and encodes 222 amino acids. Gene Ontology annotation, cellular component: cytosol. Gene Ontology annotation, biological process: response to oxidative stress; cell redox homeostasis; hydrogen peroxide catabolic process. NCBI's taxonomy places the organism in Eukaryota, Fungi, Ascomycota, Sordariomycetes, Xylariales, Xylariaceae.
UCUCUUCUCUUCUCUUCUCUUCUCUUCUCUUCUCUUCUCUUCUCUUCUCUUCUCUUCCCUCGACAACAACACACCCGCAGCAACAUCCGCACUGCCCCAUCACGCUCUAUCCCCAUCACCUGUCUGCAUCGCCGACAAUGUCUACCGCCUUCGUCCAGCGCCCGGCUCCGGCCUUCACCGCCACCACCGUCCUCCCCGGCGGCGAGUUCAAGGACGUCUCCCUGUCCGACUAUCUUGGCCAAUGGGUCGUCCUCCUGUUCUACCCGCUGGACUUCACCUUCGUCUGCCCGACCGAGAUCAUCCAGUAUAACGAUGCGCUCCCUCGCUUCCGCGCCAUCAACACGACCGUGCUCGGAGUCUCCACCGACUCGCACUUCUCCCACCUGGCCUGGACCGAGCGGCCCCGCAAGCAGGGUGGCCUCGGUGCCGACUUGGAGCUGCCGCUCGUCGCGGACAAGUCGCACAAGAUUUCCCGGAGCUACGGCGUCCUGAUCGAGGAGGAGGGCGUCGCGCUGCGCGGCCUGUUCAUCAUCGACCCCAAGGGCGUCCUGCGACAGAUCACCGUCAACGACCUCCCCGUGGGCCGCAACGUCGAGGAGACCAUCCGCCUGGUCGAGGCGUUCCAGUUCACCGACGAGCACGGCGAGGUCUGCCCGGCCGGCUGGCAGAACGGCAGCAAGGGUAUGAAGGCCGAUCCCAAGGGCAGCUUGGAGUAUUUCGCCGCCCAGGAGGAGGGUGCAGACGCUAACGGCAACGGCACCGCCAACGGAAACGGCGAGGGUAAGAAGCGGCUGAGGGUCAAUUGAAGCACAGGAGGGAGCACGGGCACUGGCAAUGGUGCCGGAGAGGGCAGGGUCACGGAAGAGGGCAAGGCCAUAGAAUGUGCACAAGCCGCAUAGAAGAAUUAGAAGCGGGACGGCGUGCUUGUUCUUAAACUGAGGUAGAGAUGAGGCUGAAUCAAUACGUCAACCUAAGCAGUUACCCCUCACCACAGUUGGAGACAUUGAUUACGACGGCACACUAAGGCCGGUAGUCACAUGAAGAUGCAGCCCGUUCACGUCACCGCGAAUGGAGACGCCCGGCUGAGAGUGUCGUAUGUAACACUCCCUCGUCUCCCAUAGGAUGCAUUUCGCGUCGGGGGAAUGUAGAGGAGCGCGACGACGAUGGUAACUAAUUUCGUUUCAAC